GCCAGUCCGGCGGGGCGCGGCGGUGCUCGGGGUAAGCGGGCCAGGCCCGCGGAGCCGGGUGGGCAGGGCAGGGCAGGACGAGGGCGAAGCAGCCGGGGAGAAAGGCCCGAGCAACCCCGGUGCCUCGUUUACCCCAUCGGCAGCCACCCGGCGCCCCGGGCCGCGAGGCGCGGAGCCGUGAGCGAGCGCGCUGGAGGCGGUGGAGCCGAGCGGAGGCUGCUCGCCCGGUGUGCCUAGCCGGGCCCGGCGCGCCUCCUCCGUCGCCUCCCUGGCGUCUCGCUCGCCCCCUUCUGCUUUCCUUUGCUUCCUCGGCUGAGCCCCGCCGUGCUGAGGCCCCCCGACCUCGUGCACUCAUCUCCACUGUGCUCGACACCGGGUCCCCCUGGCCCCGGCUGCUUCCCCUCCCCCGAGACCCGAAGGAAUCCGGACUUUCCCCACCGUUGAUGGAGCCGACUGCCAGGCUGGGCUGAGCGGUUUCUGCGGCCGCUCCAGACGCCGCCCGGGCCGGAGCACGGACAUUCUGGGUCCCGGCUGAGUGCACCCCGGACACCUAGCAGUGCCAGCUCGGGAAGGGCAGAGCAAGGCAGAGGCAGGACAGACCCCGGAGGUGCUCAGACCUGCCCAUCUAGAAUGGACAGAGAGAAUCGCGAACCCUGUGGAGCCCGGGGAAUGCCGGGCGUGGGCUGAGGGAUCCCGGCGCCCUCCCCAGCCCUCCGACUUUGGCUCAUCCGCCUGGACCGGACCGGUGUCACCUCGGCUCGGGUCACCUGUGGCCUCGGGGCCUCCGAGCUCGCCGGACCCUCGCGACCGGGAGCCUGGCGAGCGUAGUGGGGAGAUUUUUGGUGGUUUUUUAUUUUUUAUUUUUUGCCCCCCUUCCCGGGAGCGCGGAGGCCCCGCCCCCUCCCACCGCCCAGAUGUCUCCGGUCACCGCUCGGAGGACCUUCCUGAGGCCAGGAGCCGAAGGGUCCAGAGAGAGAAGCCCGCCCUAGGGAGCCUUGGGGGCCCCCCAACCUCGUCUUGUGGCUCGGCCCCCCGACACUGCUUAGAGGAAAGGCCACUGCACCCACCCUUGGGGGCUUCCCUCCUCCAGUCCAGUUCCCUCUCCAGUGCUGUUCACAUCUGGAGCCCCCUCCACAUCUGGAAGACCCUGACCACCGUCCCUCUGCUGGUUCGGCUGCAUCUAGAGACCUCUGCCUUUGUAACUGCCUAGGAGUUGCGAGGGGAUUGCUGCCUUCCCCCAUCCCAAGGGCAUCUCUUACCCUUAGUCCUUGCAGAAUCAUCCCCCUGCCUCCGCAUCCAGAUUCAGGCAAAGAUCAGCUCUGUACACCAUAGGCACUUCAAGUCCUGGAAGCUGUUCUUGGGCCCUAAGGCCCCUCCCCUUGCCCUCCUGUGUCCUCACCUUGACCCCCACCCUGUCAGACUGUCUCCCUCUGGGUGCUCCAUCCCCCACCCAGAGGCGAGUAGGUGGAGUGGCAGGCUGCAGGGGCUGGGUGAGGGCCGCCCAAGGCCAGGGUAGGCUGGGGGGCCGUUAAGAUGUGGAGCUCUGCCCGGCUGAGGGGGGCUCCGUGGAGGCAGACGAAGCGUGUGCCCCGCUGGGGCGAGUAUGGGCAGGCUUGCGGCCACGUGGUGAAGGAUGAACAUUCGGGGUGCCCCGGACCUCGGGCAGCCCAGUGACGACCCCAACAGUGGUGGAGAGAGAGAGCGGAUUCGACAGCGCAUGAAGAUGGUCAUCGGGCAACUUGAAGGCAUCCUGAGAGAACUCAAAGAAGUGGCUAAGGAGCUGAGGGAGGUGGUGAGUCAGAUCGACAAGCUAACCUCUGACUUUGACUUUGAACUGGAGCCAGAUGACUGGACCACGGCCACUGUGAGCAGCACCUCCAGCAGCGACAAGGCAGGUGUGGGCGGCCCCUUUGACCUGGGCCACCUGGACUUCAUGACGGCUGAUAUCCUCUCAGACAGCUGGGAGUUCUGUUCCUUCCUGGAUGUCUCUACUCCAUCAGACUCGGUGGAUGGCCCCGAGGCGCCACGGCCAGGCACAGGCCCUGACUACCAGCUCAUGAAUGGUGGUUUGCCCAUCCCCAAUGGGCCACGAGUGGAGACGCCAGACUCCUCCAGUGAAGAGGCCUUCAGUGCUGGCCCUGCCAAGGGCCAGGUGCCCCAGCGGACUCCAGGGAUGAGGGAGAGGGUACGGUUCAGUGACAAAGUGCUCUACCAUGCUCUGUGCUGUGACGAUGAAGAGGGGGAUGGUGAGGAGGGAGAGGAGGAGGAGGGGGACCUGGCCCCAGAGCUGCCCCGCGUGGAGCCACACACAGGCCCCCUCAAGCCCUCCCCAGCCUCCUACAAGACCAAGCGCUCUCCGUUGACCACCCGACGCUUGGGCCCCACAUUGGCCCCAGAACAGACCCGGAGGGUCACAAGGAACAGCAGCACUCAGACAGUAUCAGACAAGAGCACGCAGACGGUGCUGCCCUAUACGGCCACCAAACAGAAAGCUAAGGGCAAGAACUAGGGGCUUGGGGGGAGGGCGGGGGGUGCAUAGAGGUAUAAAUAUAUAUAUAUAUAUAUAUAUUUAAACAAACACAGUCAUAAUAAAAUUCAUAAACACUUAA
Messenger RNA from Mus pahari (shrew mouse), 2609 nucleotides. RefSeq names its product inhibitory synaptic factor 1 (gene Insyn1). Lineage: Eukaryota; Metazoa; Chordata; Mammalia; Rodentia; Muridae. The coding region runs from base 1634 to 2509 and encodes 291 amino acids. Gene Ontology annotation, biological process: inhibitory postsynaptic potential. The transcript is spliced from 3 exons. Gene Ontology annotation, cellular component: postsynaptic density. The record is from RefSeq and is a predicted model, not a curated record.